This is a messenger RNA of Sphaeroforma arctica JP610, 1350 nucleotides long. RefSeq lists its product as hypothetical. The record is from RefSeq and is a predicted model, not a curated record. Gene Ontology annotation, biological process: phosphorelay signal transduction system. The coding region runs from base 283 to 672 and encodes 129 amino acids. NCBI's taxonomy places the organism in Eukaryota, Ichthyosporea, Ichthyophonida. The transcript is spliced from 2 exons.
AAAAACCUAAAAGUAGGUUCGAUACGUUUGGCACUAGAGUGUCGAUAAAGCGCUUGCUAAACAGCAGACAUAUCUUAAACCCGAUAUUGCUGGUUACAAAGAGAAUCUGUCUGUACUACGAUCGAAGAUUUCAGGGUAAAAGUUGGUAGGCGUGGGCAUAGACAGUUAUCUUUGAUUCUAUUUGUCGCAGCUCUUAAUAGAAGUGCGGUUAGUAUUGCAUACUGAAAACGUAGCGGUACAUAGACACUGUUUUCUUGUGGCUACUGCUUUUUCAGGUAAAACAUGUCCAAUUUCUCGGCUAUCGAGUCUCGGCCGCUGUUGGUAACAGAUCAGAUCAACGAACUACUCGACUUUGACGACGACGACGAGUUUUUCAAUGAGACUGUAGACGAGUUUGAGGAGCAAAUGCAAGUUGGUCUUGAAGAACUAAAUUCAUUGUGGGCGACGCAGACCCAUCCGGAAUUCAGCAAAAAGGCGCACUUUCUAAAGGGAUCAUGUCUUGCCUUGGGCUGCGAGCGUGUGGCGUUCAUACUAUCGAAACUGGAGAUAGAGAGUCCGGGGAAAGAUGACGAGGAGUUCUGUAUACGCGCUCUCAAAAUACUGACAGAGUCUUGGCAGAAUACACUGCCACUGCUGAAGGGAUACCCGGAUUUCAAGCGAGCAUCCGAAUGAGUGUUGCUUCGACAGAGUUGUGUAUGAGUAUUGUGCAUGUGUGACGGACGUCGCAUAGAUGUGAUACGUGGUCUGAUGAGAUCGAUGGAUGUGACUGGUAUCUCGUAGAUGGGUUAGAUAUGAGGUGUAUCUGCUAUAGUGGGUGCUUCUGCGCUGCUUCAGUAUUUCCCAGGGAACAUUUGACGAACUAGAAUUUAAUAUUCAAUGUACAUCCAGCAACAGCCGUCGCGGGUUAAAUGCUACAUAGAUACCAAGUUCAGUGGGAAAGAAACCGGAUCUUAAGCAGAAUAGGUGAUGUGUGCAGAGAUGAAGGCAAUUCCUGCUGUAAGUCCUCCGUUAGACUACGCAUGGCCGUGCCGAAUGCAUCAGAUAUAUCAUUUGUCAGGUGCUGAGCUUCGCACUGGCAGCGACCAAUUACAUCCAAACAACUGUUAACGCCGGUGGGGGGAGUUUUGGAAUACCACCGACAUGAAGGUGACUCGAAACGCUCGAUAGACCCCCCGUUCUGCCUUCGGAGCUUCCCUGGAUCUGGCUUGGUACCUAAUUAGGAGAGAAAAUAUCUGAGGGACUCUGAGUAGAUACCAUUUAACACCUGCUGUGUGCAGGAUAGUUGUACGUCCUUGAGAUCUAUGCGCUCACACGAUGAGCACAAAAUCGGCCGAGUCGAGGUGAAACCGC